Messenger RNA from Elaeis guineensis (African oil palm), 1213 nucleotides. NCBI's taxonomy places the organism in Eukaryota, Viridiplantae, Streptophyta, Magnoliopsida, Arecales, Arecaceae. The record is from RefSeq and is a predicted model, not a curated record.
AGAAAACCUCACAUCCCUGCCACUGCCCGAAAUAUAAACCAUCGCCGCUGCUGGAAGGCAAUUGAUCUAAUAGGAUCGUGGACGCUGUUGGGAGACCGUUUGAGCUCGUGAUAUUUUCAGGUUAUAUAUGUAUAUAUAUAUUGUAUAUAUUUACUUCGACCUGGACGAGAUGGUUGCUCUUACGCCGUUUUCCUCGCCUUUUGUCUCUUUUGGGAGGGCCAGGGGACGAAAAAGGAAAGGAGAGAGGCAGUCCUUAAUGUUCCUGGUCUUCCUUUCCUUCCACUUCUAAGAAGGGCUGCAAGAAAAUUCCACUCCGAUUGUCCAGUUGGAGGAGGGGAAGAUGGUGAGGGGGAAGACGGAGAUGAAGCUGAUAGAGAACGCGACGAGCAGGCAGGUGACGUUCUCGAAGCGGAGGAAUGGGCUUCUGAAGAAGGCGUUCGAGCUCUCGGUCCUUUGCGACGCCGAGGUCGCCGUCAUCGUCUUCUCUCCCCGUGGAAAGCUCUACGAGUUCUCCAGCACCAGCAUGGAAAAGACAAUCGAUCGCUAUAGAAGACAUGCAAAAAGUGGCAUCAACAACAAUGAAGUAACUCAGAUUGUCCAACUGCAGCAAUGGAAAUUUGAAGCAGCUAGCAUGUCAAGAAAGAUCGAAUCCCUUGAAGUUUCCAAACGGAAGCUCUUAGGUGAAAACCUAGAAUCAUGCUCUGCUGAAGAACUGCAUGAAAUAGAGGGUAAGAUAGAGCAAAGCCUCUGCCAUGUCAGAGGAAAGAAGAAUCAGUUACUUGAAGAGCAAAUUGCAACGCUCAAAGAACAGGAGCAGACACUUAUGGAGGAGAAUGCAUUACUACGAGAGAAGUGCAAGCUACAAUCUCAACUACGGCCAGCCGCUGCUCCAGAGGAAACUGUUCCAUGCAGCCAGGACGGUGAGAAUAUGGAGGUAGAGACAGAGCUGUACAUUGGAUGGCCAGGAAGGGGAAGGACCAAUUGCAGGUCGCAAGGUUGACAGGCAAUUCAGUUCACCAAGAGCAUCUAUAUAUUUUAAUGACAUACGAAUGGCUAUACCUCUUUCGAUAAUAAGUGAUAUGUUGAUAUGCUGUAUUUUAGUGUCGUUGUCGUAUUGUUGCAAGCUUCAAUCAGAAAGGAAAAAUUCAAUAAUGAAGGGAAUAUGUUGAGAAGGCAGUUUUAUCUAGCAAUUUAGUUGAUCUUAUUAAGCUAU